GAUUUGGACAGCUGUUGGUUAAGAUGAGCUGGCGUGUACUAGCAGUGCUGAUAACGUGUCUGGGACUUUCAACACAAGACGAACUGACGGAAGUGGGGUGUAUCCUCAAGUACCAUCAAGACCAUAAGUUUACAGUGUCCUCUACUUUGAUUAAGAAGGCAAGGAGCCUCGUUGCUACUUCCAGAAGAAAACGAUCAGGUGUCCUAGAGCAACAAUACGUGAUGACGAUAACGAGCGCCGAGACGGCUUGCUCCGAAUACAAGCUCAAGUACCAGGACGAUAUCACAGAUUUUGAGAAGGAGUUCGAGGGAGAAAACAGGAAGUUUGUUGGCUGUGCGAUAAACACACAAACUAGCAAACUUGCCUGCAGCUACGCGUUCGUGCUAGUGGCUUAAUAUGUUGAGCUCUAUUUUAAAUUGAGCGGAGAGGACAGUGAAUGUCGACCUGGACAAUGACUUUUAACUGUAUCU
Molecule: messenger RNA, 470 nt
Organism: Bolinopsis microptera
Lineage: Eukaryota; Metazoa; Ctenophora; Tentaculata; Lobata; Bolinopsidae
Exons: 3
Coding region: 24-395 (123 amino acids)
Source: RefSeq, a predicted model, not a curated record